Molecule: messenger RNA, 1209 nt
Organism: Stegodyphus dumicola
Lineage: Eukaryota; Metazoa; Arthropoda; Arachnida; Araneae; Eresidae
Product: sulfotransferase ssu-1-like
Molecular function (GO): sulfotransferase activity
Source: RefSeq, a predicted model, not a curated record
AUUUGAAUCUUACGUAUUUCAUUUUCAGGAUCUAGAGAGGAAAUGGCUGAAGUCUUAAAACGACCACGAUACCAAACCAUUAACAGCAUAAGAAUUCCAGACUUCUUUUCCCCAAAAUGCUUCAAUGAAACACUGAAUUACAAACCUAAGCCGGCUGAUGUUUUCAUCGUAACUUACCCAAAGUGCGGAACAACCUGGAUGCAAAAUAUUGCUAUGUAUAUCUUUCGUAAAGGAAAAGAAAUGGACCAUCCGCAGGAUUUUCUCAGAUUAUGUCCUUUCAUCGACAUGAUCGGAGCCGAAGGCAUCACAAAAAUGCCAAGACCUGGAGCAAUGAAGACACAUUUACCUUAUACACACAUGCCGUACUCUUCAGAGGCUAAAUACAUCUUUGUUGCGAGAAAUCCCAAAGACUGUUGCGUAUCUUUAUAUUAUCAUACCAGGGAUCAUGACGGUUAUGAGUACUGGGAUGCUGAAUUUGAUGAUUUUUUUGAAAUUUUCAUGGCUGGUGAAGUCGAAUACAAUGACUAUUUUGAUCAUUUGAUGUCAUGGUAUCCUCAUCGUAAUAAUUCUAAUAUCUUUUAUACUAAGUACGAAGAUAUGAAGAAAGAUACUAAGGACGUUGUAAUUAAACUUGCCAAAUUCCUUGGUAAGGAGUAUAUUGACGCGAUUGAGCAGGAUAAUGGUGUCUUGAACAAUAUUUUAAAAUUUAGUAGUUUUGAGUAUAUGAAAAUAUACUUAUCAGCCCUAUAUGAGCUUAAUUCGGAUUCAGUUGUUUUGAAGGAAUUUGAAGGAUUGCGUUACCUUCGUGAUUAUGCAGGUUCCCUGAAUCCCCCAAAAGAUAAACCCAAACCUGAAUUUAUAAGAAAGGGAAUAGUUGGAGACUGGAGAAGUCAUUUUUCCGAAAUACAAUUAAACAGGAUAAAUCAAAAGUUUCUUGAAAGAACCAAAGGCACGGAAAUACAACAAUGGUAUAAAUUAGAAUAAGAAAACAUAUUGCUUUUAUUUCAAACUUUUUUUUUUUUUUUUGGUUAAAAAUGUCUUUAGCUUUUACAUUGUAUUUGAAAUGCUGAAAUGACAAUUUUGCGUUUUCCUUAAAACGUUUCAUCAUAUCCUAUAGCAUUAAUACCAAAUAUUUGUAUUAUUUUACCAUUUCAAUGCAUACAUAUGUAUAAAGGAAUAUAUAUAAAUAAUAAAAUAAUUAACUCGAAA